UUUAUAUUGAACCGGGACUAUUAUCUAUAUGUACCAUUAGCUAAUAAACACACAUCAAUAUGAAGUAUUUCUACGAAUAUGAGGAUUCUAUGAGGCAGUGCGAAACUUUACUCGAGAAGAAUUUCUCCAAGCUCCGCAAAUAUGAAAAAUGCCAAGAUGAGUCAUUUCUGCUCAAGCGCACGAAAAGGAACGACGUGUACAUAAUUGUGAAAAAGAAACUGGACGCGGUACAGGAAAAUAUUUCCAGUUUGAAAUCAGAAUACCAUAGUUUAACUCGACUCAACUUUAAUUUAAGUUUAUUUCAAUGUAAUUUUACCGAAAAAUACUUCAAGUACUUGGUGCGCCAAGAGGCAUUACGAUUAAAAUUCAUUGAAAUAAUCGACGAGUGUAAACGUAUCAACGCCUCCUUAGAUGAUAUUCUCAAAGACUGCUCCGUUGAAGUGUCGAACGAGCAAUAUUGCAAUCGAAAUCAAUCGAACUGUUUUGACGCUACCUCCGAUCAUUCGAAUGCAGUGUCCGGAUUUGAUUUAUGGUUAUCUGUGCCGAAACUCGAAUGGGACGAAUUUGAGACGUCUUCUUUUUUAAAUGAACUCGCUAAAGAUCUGGUUUCAUCAGAACAGUCAAAUUCAACUAAACUGUGUACUUCUCCUACAGAUAAUGUAUCCAAAUCGGUCGAUUUUUCGUCCCCAGAUUUAAAAGAUAAUCCAGCUGUGAAGAAAUAUUACUCGACGAAGGUUUUAGGAGCCGAGCCAGUGAACGUUUCGGCCUCAUCGGAGCGAAAUGUGGCCUCGAAUCUUGGCCGUUCAUUCUCAUGCAACAUUUGCAGUAGGAAUUUCGCCAACGGAAGUAAUCUAAGAAGGCAUACGAGGAUUUUGCACAAAGGUCUGAAACCAUUCAAGUGCCCCGAAUGUCAUAAAUCAUUUUCAAGGGAGGACUGGAUGAAAAGCCAUGUACUACUGACACACGUUCAACUUCAAAAUCGUUCAAAGUCUCGCCUCGAAAGCAAUAUUUGCGAAAAAUAUUCAUCUCGGAGCGAUCUGAAUUCACACGAAGGAUCAGUGAAAUUGGAACAUGCUUCAAUUGCAACUCCUGCUCCGAAAUUGUUCGAAUAUUCGCCCACCUUUUUGGGAACCAAUGCAAUUAAUAAAAUCGGCUCGGCGAAUCGAGAUAAAGCCGCAAAUCUUGGACAGGCAAUCGUUUGCGGAAUUUGUGGUCGAAAUUUCAAAAGUAAACAUCAUUUGAAUAGACACACGUUUUUGCAUGUAGGUUUGAAACCAUUCGAGUGCGCCGAAUGCGGUAGGUCAUUCUCACAGAAAGAAACUAUGGAAGAACAUGCACGUUUACUUCACAACCCCUAUCACACCAGGCAGUAUAAGUGCGAUAAUUGCGACAGACGUUUUACGUCUCAGAGCAGACUAAAUGUUCAUAAGCGCUUGGCUAGACAUCUUUCCGCGUUUGAACUGCCAUUUUCAUCUCUAGAUAUGCAUGGCGGAAUCACUGUGAAUAAAUGUCACUUGGCUAUUUUUUCCAGUACCAGGAAAGUGAACGAAUCAAUGCCCUGGAACCGAAAUAUACCUCCAAAUUCGAGUCAAUGCGCAGUUUGCGACAUUUGCGGUCGGAUUUUCAGUAGGCCGCAUGAUAUGAGAAAACAUAAAUUUUUGCAUAGCGGUUUGAAGCCAUUCAAAUGCGGCGAAUGUGGUAAAUCGUUCGCAAGAAGAGAAUAUGUAAAGAAGCAUGUACUGCUGACACAUGUUCCUCAUCAGUUGACUCUUGAUUCUCUUAACUAUUGCGCUCAUUGUAAUUAUCGAAGUAAAUUGAUAGAAAACUUAGCCUAUCAUAUAAAACGAGAACAUAUACCGGAUUUGAAUCUUGAAGAUUUUAGCUGCACCCAGUGCGGUAGAAUAUUUGAACGAAACGGUGCCAGAAGACGUCAUGAGAAAAACUUUCAUGCAAAAGGAAAUUUUUAUUGCUGUACGAGUUGCGGUAUGCGAUACAAAUACUCGCGCAGCCUUGCAAGACACUUGGAACGUAAACAGUGUUCAUUUGAAGAGGGAGUAUUUUAGUUUGUCAAUUCGAUUCGUCAGCAUGUCUUAAAUUCCUGUAUAAGUAGUGGAAAAUGUUCUAAACUUGUAUGUAUUGAGUUGUAUUUUAAUGUGGCGAAUGUCAUUGUCGUUGCAUAUACUUUUUUUUCGUUACUUUUUGAGAGUUCAUCAGUGUACCUUUUGUUUUAAGUUUUGUUUUGAUAGUUUCGUGAUUUUGAUUUGCAUCACCAAUUUCACACUGAUGCUAUAGUAUAAGGUUUUUUUUUGGUUUUUGUUUUGUUGAUUCGAAAUAUAAGCGUUAUCUUUCAGUUUUUAAAAAUAA
Molecule: messenger RNA, 2364 nt
Organism: Planococcus citri (citrus mealybug)
Lineage: Eukaryota; Metazoa; Arthropoda; Insecta; Hemiptera; Pseudococcidae
Product: zinc finger protein 184-like
Exons: 6
Coding region: 60-2063 (667 amino acids)
Source: RefSeq, a predicted model, not a curated record